AUGUCGGUCCCGUUCUCCAUCACCACCCUGAGGCUGCCCCCCGGCCUCCGGAACCUGCUGGAAGGGCUGGUGAUGGAGGUGCUGCGUCUGCAGCCCCCUGACAUAGUGGGGUUUGCUGCUCAGUACUUCCAAACGCUGCUGGAGCAGAGAGAGGCCACCUCAGCUGACCCGGUGGUGUGGGGAGCCCAGCUGGAGGAGCUUCAAUCCCAGCCCUUUUCCCAGGAGCCAGGGAAGGACAAGGAGAAGGGCAAGGAGGAGGCUGGUGGUGCUGCACCCACGGAGGGAGCCUGCACGAAGCUGGACGAGGACAUCCUGGAUAUCCCCUUGGACGAUCCCGAUGCCAACGCGGCGGCCGCCAAGAUCCAGGCCAGUUUCCGUGGCCAUAUGACCCGCAAGAAGAUCAAAGGGGGCGAGAUCGACCGGAAAACCAAGGAUACCGAGUGCGCCAACAGCACCCGCGGCGGCGACCUCCGCAACGGCGACUAG
Melopsittacus undulatus (budgerigar) is the source of this 486-nucleotide messenger RNA. It is a transcript of the gene NRGN, whose product is annotated as neurogranin. The coding region runs from base 1 to 486 and encodes 161 amino acids. The record is from RefSeq and is a predicted model, not a curated record. Gene Ontology annotation, cellular component: membrane. Gene Ontology annotation, biological process: binding of sperm to zona pellucida. The transcript is spliced from 4 exons. Lineage: Eukaryota; Metazoa; Chordata; Aves; Psittaciformes; Psittaculidae. Gene Ontology annotation, molecular function: calmodulin binding.